CUGACACGUAAGAUCCCUGCGUAAAAUUUAAGGAAGAAGCUGCAUCUUUUCCAUGAGCUGAAAUUGGAUACAACUGCCUCACCUCAGACUUGAUGAAUAGUUGAGCUGUCCCGUACGAGAAGCCCUGUUAGAGCGUCUCGGAAGCGACCCGAAGCGCAGGACCGUUAGACAGAGAGAGCCGACGCUUAAAAUGAGAUUUUCAGUGUUUAUUUCUGUCCUGCGGUCUCUCGGCCCGGUGGUAAUCGGCAUUUCUUUAGGGUUCACGUUGAGUUUACUGAGUGUAAGCUGGACCGAAGAAGCGUGCCCUCUUGACGGUAAAGAGGGUGAAGAUGUGGCUUCAGGUCAGGAUGGACUGCUUAAAGGAGCCAGAAAACCAAACUCUAUUUCGACUGUCAAUGAUGUGGAGUCCGAAGAGGAUUUUCAGCCAAGAAUAGUCCCAUACAAACAAGUCCAAAGUUCACCAAAGAAAGUUUUCCGGGCUAAAUACAUCAGCACAGAGUUGGGGAUGCGAGAGCGCCUGUUUGUCGGGGUUCUGACAUCCAAAAACACCAUCAACACUUUGGCCGUGGCUGUUAACCGCACCAUUAGCCACCACUUGGACACUGUGGUCUUCUUCACUGGUUCGCGCAACCGCAAAGUCCCUCAUGGCAUGUUUGUGGUUUCUCACGGAGAUGAGAGACUGAUAUGGAAUAUGUUUCAGACCAUCAGAUACAUUUUUGAACAUUACAUCAAUGAAUAUGACUGGUUCUACUUUGUCCAAGACGAUGCCUACACAGAAGCCGACCGGAUCAAAGCCUUGGUGGAGCACUUGAGUAUGGACCGAGAGCUUUACAUGGGCAGCCCUGAGGAGUUCAUAGGUGGGGAGAUGGAAGGGAAGUACUGCUACGGAGGGUUUGGCUACCUGCUGUCACGGAGCCUGCUCGUGAGACUUCAGCCCUUCCUGGAAAACUGUAGGAAUGACAUCCUGAGCUCGAGGCCUGAUGAGUGGCUAGGAAGAUGCAUCAUUGAUUACACUAGCACAAACUGUGUUGGUGAAUAUGAGGGACUUGAGUACCACCAUUAUGAGCUGGGAAAAAAUUCUGAUCCCAAUAAAGAACAGAAUGAACAGUUUAAGAAAGCGCUGACCGUCCAUCCAGUGUCUGAACCUGAACAAAUGUACCAGCUGCACAGAUACUUCUCUGAGAUUGAACUCCAGAAGACUUAUGAUGAGAUUACUAAACUGCAGGCAGAGAUUAAAAAUGUGAGCGUGGUUGCUUUUGAGGGAAACCGAAGCGCUCAGUGGCCAGUGGGCGUCAAUCCGCCGUUUGAGCCCAAAUCUCGGUUUGAGGUUCUGAAGUGGGAAUACUUUACAGAGGAGGAAAUUUAUUCAUGCAUAGACGGAGCUCCCAAGUGUGAGCUGCGCGGCAUUGACAAAAUGGACGUAGCAGAUGUCAUAGACACAGCCGUUGAGGAGCUGAAUAAGAAGUACAUGCCAGUGUUGCACCUUAAGAAACAGCAGCUGAUUAAUGGUUACCGGCGCUUCGACCCUACCAGGGGCAUGGAGUACACCUUAGACCUUCAGCUCGAGGUCGUUAAUCAGAAAGGCCACAGCCGUUCCAUAACCAAGAGGGUUCAUCUGGUACGACCUUUAAGCCUCAUAGAGAUAAUUCCUAUGCCCUAUGUCACCGAAGCAACAAGGGUUCACAUCAUUAUACCGCUUAUGCUGGAAGACCGGAGUUAUGUCAACCAUUUCCUGGAAGUCUUUGCUUCAAAUGCCUUUGAGACCAGUGAAAAUGCAAUCCUCACGUUUUUGUUUAUUUAUGACCCUGUGGAGGCUCAACACGUUAACCAGAACGAUAUAUUUGCCGGAGUCAAAACUCAGAUAAAUGCAUAUGAACGCAAAUACCCAACCGUAAAAAUCCCGUGGAUAAGCGUCAAGACGGAAAUACCAUCCCAGAUCAAAUUCAUGGACAUAAUCUCAAAGAAGCACCCAGUGGACACUUUGUUCUUUCUGGCUCACAUCAACACGAACAUCAAUGCCGAAUUUCUAAACCGCUGCCGCAUGAACUCCAUAAACAACUGGCAGGUGUUCUUUCCCAUCCACUUCCAGGAGUACAACCCCGACGUGGCCUAUCACAACCAGCCACGCCCGGCCACAGUCGACCUGGUCAAGGAUGCAGGACAUUUCGACCGCAGGUCUUUUGAUGAAGCAUGCUUUUACAACUCAGACUACAUGGCAACGCGCUCUCGAAUGGUAACUGACGUCCAAGAGAAUGAAGAUAUUCUCGAAAGUCUGGAUAUCUAUGACAUGUUUGUAAAGUAUUCAGGACUACACAUUUUUAGGGCAGUAGAGCCGGCACUACACCAGCAAUACCACUACCAGUCCUGCAACCCAAAACUCAGUGAAGACAUCUAUCACAGAUGUGUUCAGAGCAACGUGGAAGGCCUUGGGUCUCGAUCUCAGCUUGCCAUGUUGUUGUUUGAGCAAGAGCAAGGAAACAGUACUUGAAAGUAUCAAACUUCUGACCCUGCUUGUUUUUAAGUGGAUAUGUCUGUUGGUGAAAAGUUUACUAUCACCUAUGAGCUAAACCCUACAUUUCCCCUCAUUAAGUCCAUGUUUGCUGCCGUCCUGUGUGCAUUGAGGGCUAAUUGGUUUACCUAAGUUCUUAGCGAGUUUUGAUGAAUAACAAAACUGUUUUAUAUGAUACUUCUUCUCACGGAUAAGUUGCUGAAUCUAAACGUUUUUGCUACGCUGACAUAUUUAGAAAUUGCAUCAAGCAAUUUUUGACCACUUGAAGGCAGAAACUCAGCAAUAGAUUUUUUUUUAUUGCUUUUUCAUUUGAUCUUUUAAAAAAUAGUUGAAGUAUUCUCUAAAACAAUAUUUUUGGAGAAAAUCUGUGAGCAUUCAUGAGGAGCCUGGCAUUAGAUUGGCUGCUAAGAACUGUGAUUAGUUAGGGUUAGGGUUAAUAUCCGGGACUGCUUACAGUCAGGAGGAAAAUGUCAGGGUUAGCCAGUCAGAGGCAAAGUAUGGCGGGUCAUGGCUUUUCCACGCUACAAAAAGAAAAUUCACAUCUGUCACAAAUCCAUAAAAAAGAAGGACUACAUACACAAGUCAUUAGAGCAAGUAUUUACUCAGGUUUGAUCACAAGUUUGGUUCAUGAGCUGCUGAAGAAAUACUUUGCUCUCUGUAAUUUUGCGUGUAAUAGACUUAUGUGAGCUAAUGUACCGGCUACAACGGCUCAUGAAUUGUUUGGGGGUGGGCAGUUAAACCAGUAAACCAAAAAAAAAAAAAAAAAAAAUCAGUGGCUAGAGAUAAAAAGCUUUAGUGGGUUGCUGCUUUUCUGUGGGAUCAGAUGUAGAAGCAGCGACUCCUUCACAUGUAGGGAAAUGUCCUUUAACACGAUUUCCAGAGGUUCUUUUAAACGAGAGCUUCCCUUUGAGCUCUAUAAGACUUAGAUCGAGAUAUUGCACCACUGUUUGUGUGCCCUGAUGUUAAGGGCAUUCAUUUGAGUAUUGCACUUUUGAUACUUAACUGGUUUGAGUAUUUACAAAAGUGUGAAUUUGUAUAAUGUGCCUUCACAGACUUUUCAUAUGUUGGCUGUUUUUGAAAAGAUUUUUAUGUCCAGUUUUGCAUUUCACCGCUUCAGGUGAAGCACACCAGAUGAUUAUUAUUAUUUUUAUAUUAGAAACAUGUAUAACCAUUUUGAAAGGAUGGGAGAUGUAAACUUUCACUGUGGAUGACGCCUGUUCCAGCUGGGAGACCGAUGUGGGUUCUUGGUUAUAUUUUUUAUAUAUAUAACAAACUUGGACAUGUGACAGUUCCAACCAUCUAUAGGCUGUGCAUGUGCAUCAAAGCACGAAAGGCUUCUCUGGGAAGUAUCUCUUGGUUUUCCACAUGUAAUACAUGAAGACUUUAGUUUGUUUCUCUUUGGAAACCUUUUAAUAUCAUAAGAAACUUUAUAAGCCAGAAGCAAAACAGACUAAUGGAAAAAUUGUGGGAAUGUCAUUGUGGUGAAUGUCUGAAGCGUUGCUGAGACUUUUAAUUGAAGCAAAGUACUUCAGAUUAGAAAAUAUUUAGGUCAGAAAUAUUUUCCCACAUAAACAAUGUAGCUGUUCUAAAUUGCUUUGGAUUGUAUUGUUGAAAUAUUUCGGUGUCCUUGUCCUCCGUUUUGUGAGCUCAGUGGUUGGGAAAUGCAGUGAGUUUUUUUUUUUUUUCUGUCACUGAGUAGUAACGGAUGUAGCGGUACUGAACAUAAUUAAGUUAUUAGUUCGAUAUAAUGUGCAAUAUUACAGAUGAUACAGCUGGACAGGCAACUCUGAGGACGGUACGAUUCUUUUCAAAGAUAUUUGCUUCAAAUACAGCAGUGUGUAUGUAUCACAGUACUGUUCAUGUCUCAUGCUGUCUGUUUGAUGCAAAGUAAAUACACUGUAAUUUCUUUGAAAGGACCUUUUUAUGUAUUAUACUCUCACUAGACACUUUUGGUCUUCAAUUUCACUUUGAAAUGCAUAAAACUGAGGCGAGUCCUUUUAUUUAACUGUAAUUGGAUUUAAUAUAUAUGUUGGAAACACUACAUCUACAGUGGUGGUCCUCAGCAGUGUUUUUGCUGUUUUCUUGGGGCCUGGUGAGCACAGAGCAUUCAGGUCAAUUUUGACGGAUUUUUACUUUUAUUUUUCUUUUAAUGAGAGCAUUUUUUUUUUUUUACCAUGACCUCACCAGUUUACCUAGUAUGAAUGUUCUUUUGAAGGGUGUAAUGUUAAAAAUGUUUAAUAUUCAAGGUGAGUCUUACGAAAAAAAAGGAGGAAAAAAUCACUGUGAAAGAGGGAGGGCUGAGAUUAUGAUAUGAAGUUAUUUAGAUGAGAUGUCUUUGCCUUCUGUCGACACAAGAGGCCUAAAGUUCAGGGAGAAGGCAGAAUAAUUAUCCUGUGUUGUUAACACAGCCUCCAUCGCCGAGCAAAGGCUCCAGAUAUUUUGCUCAUAAUUUAUUUACCUGUCAGAUCUCCUGAAUUACGCAGAUUUUCAAUACUUCUGCACUAUCAGAGGCUUUUGUGACCUUCUUUGUACAUAUAUAAAUAUUUUGUAGGCACUCCAUUUUUAAAUUCUUUUAUAGUUUUACACGGCAAGUUGUAUUUUAUAAUUUUUUGUGACAAAAUCAGACACAUUCUUUAUCUUAUUUUAUAUGUUGUGGUCCCAAAAUUUAUGUUAUAUGUUUUGUGCAUUUUGUGUUUAUAUUAAAUCAAAUAAGAUCAUUAUAAAAAGCAUAUAUUUGAAAAAUUUCCAUUCAUGUUUAAACCCACCGGUUUACAUUGUUUUAUGCACAUGGGUACUUAUAAAACCAAAGCAGAACAUCGUAGUUCAUGCACAUGACAUGGGAUUGAUUGCUGUAAUCAGUAAACUGUGAAUUGUUGUAAUUUUUAAAUAAAGGAUAUUUGAUUAUA
Melanotaenia boesemani (Boeseman's rainbowfish) is the source of this 5415-nucleotide messenger RNA. It is a transcript of the gene chpfa, whose product is annotated as chondroitin polymerizing factor a. Gene Ontology annotation, cellular component: Golgi cisterna membrane. The record is from RefSeq and is a predicted model, not a curated record. The transcript has 4 exons. Gene Ontology annotation, molecular function: glucuronosyl-N-acetylgalactosaminyl-proteoglycan 4-beta-N-acetylgalactosaminyltransferase activity. NCBI's taxonomy places the organism in Eukaryota, Metazoa, Chordata, Actinopteri, Atheriniformes, Melanotaeniidae. The coding region runs from base 191 to 2488 and encodes 765 amino acids.